GGCAACACUGUUCAAGACUGUGACAUAACAUGAGGGGAUGACAUAAAUAUAACCCUAUUUUAAAAAUGUCUAAAAUCUUCCGAUAUGGAAUUAGAUACACUUUUCUGCCAAUUUCACAAUUAUUCGGUGAUGACAAACUAGAAAAUGCGACUCCAACCGAGCAAAGAGCUGAUAAGACUAUUAUUCAACAGGAAACAGGAUGGGAUCGCUUAAAACGAAUGUUUGAGAUAGAGUAUGGAGUUGGUAGCUAAUUCUUAAUUAUUCAGCUCUAUUCAGGGAAUAUUAACUAUUUUUAGUGAAUUUGGAAACAUAACUGCAGAGGCAAAUACGAUUUUACAAGUCGCAAGCAUGAGUAUAUUCGUAGGCUCAAUAUAUGGUGGUGUAGUGAACAGUAGAAAGGCUUAUGUAGAUUUUAUGAAAAAUAACCAAGCUACAAGUUUCCUGGAUCAUUUUGAAGCAAAGAAAAAAUUACAAGAUGCAGUUACAAUUAGUUUUGCCAAAGGAGCCUUCAAGUGGGGAUGGAGAAUAACAUUAUUUAGCUCAACGUUUGUAGCAGUUUCAACUAUGAUCCAAGUUUAUCGUGGUAAUUAUGGAAUAUCAGAGUAUGUAAUAGCAGGUAGUACAACAGGUGCUCUCUACAAGUUCAAUAUGGGGCCCAGAGGAUGGAUUGUAGGUGCAGGUGUUGGAUCAGUUUUGGGAUUAGCUUGUGGCUGUGCCACUGUAGGGCUACUCAAACUAGCUGGCAUGUCAAUAGAAGAUGCAAGGUAUUGGCAGUAUCAAUGGAAACGAGGAAGAAUGGAAUAUUUAAGGAAAGGAAUAGAAGAGCAUCUAGAUCAGGAUGAGUUUGCUGUUAUAAAACUACAUGAUGUUGAAGUAGGCGAGGCUGGAAAAGAUAUAGAAAACCUAGAUAGAGUUCCUAAAAAAGAAGAUGAUAAAUAGUAGGUCAUGUAGUUGUUGUAUAUAAUAUCGAAUAAAAGGUUUGUAAUGCAUUACCUUUCAAUUCAGUACUUCAGAUGGCUGCGACAUUUCCAUAUAUACGAUGACCGGAACAUAAAUGAUAAGGCUGUGGAAGAAUUUCGCUUGUUCCAUUGUUGUUCUUGGUUUUUCACUGAAUGAUAUAAAGCAUACAGGAUAGGGCUAUGUCUAGAUUAACACGUCAGGCAAAUGUCAUUUUCACCCUGUAGGCCUUACCCGCUCAUUUGUUAAAAAUUUUCAUGACCAUUUCUACAUAAAUUAAUAUUCUUAUCAUAUGAGACAAAAAUACCCCUGGUUUGCGAAAUAAUUGAAGCCUUUGGUGCAAAAAUGUAUUAACUCAGAUUUUAUAAUUUGGAGACAACUGGCUUGACAUUUUUUAUUGAAUAGUGUUAGGGCUGCUUUUAUUAUCGAAGGCUAUUUUAGACACAUAUAAAAGUCUCGGAA
Acanthoscelides obtectus is the source of this 1419-nucleotide messenger RNA. Lineage: Eukaryota; Metazoa; Arthropoda; Insecta; Coleoptera; Chrysomelidae. The record is from the annotation of a GenBank genome assembly.